Seminavis robusta is the source of this 2286-nucleotide messenger RNA. The record is from the annotation of a GenBank genome assembly. Lineage: Eukaryota; Bacillariophyta; Bacillariophyceae; Naviculales; Naviculaceae.
AUGAAGUACACAAUAACCGCCGCCGUCCUUGCUCUCCUAGCUGCCCAAGAGGGAGUUAAUGCCUUUGGCAUCAACAAGAAUGUUCAACGCACUUUUUCCAGGGCCACUGUCCCUGAUAGUGUUACCCAACUUUUUGCUGAGGGUAGCCAGAUCACCAUGCCUGCUCUUUCUUCCACCAUGAAGGAGGGAAAGGUUGUCUCCUGGCUCAAGAGCGAGGGUGAUGAAAUUGAGGCUGGUGAGGCCAUCAUGGUUGUGGAAAGUGACAAGGCUGAUAUGGAUGUGGAAGCAUUCGAAGAUGGCGUUUUGGCCAAGAUCAUUGUCGCUGAGGGAGAAAUGGCCCCUGUUGGAGAGGCUGUUGCCCUUAUCGCCGCUGACGCCAGCGAAGUUGAUGCAGUCAUCUCUUCCUUCGAGGGAGGUGCAGCUGCUCCAGCUCCCGCUGCUGACGCCCCGGCAGCCGAAGCUGCCCCUAGUGGAGGUGAGUUGCCUGACGUAGAACACACUGAAAUUUUCAUGCCAGCCCUUUCCUCCACUAUGAGCGAGGGAAAAAUCGUCGACUGGCUCAAGCAAGUCGGGGACUUUGUGGAAGCUGGAGAAGCUCUCAUGGUCGUCGAAUCUGAUAAAGCUGAUAUGGAUGUAGAAGCUUUUGAAGAUGGCUACGUCGCUGCGAUUCUCAAGGAGGAAGGGGAAAUGGCUGAUGUUGGUGCUCCUGUUGGAAUUCUUGUACCAAACGAGGCUGACAUUGCUUCGUUUUCUUCUGCUACUGCUGCCUCUAUUUCCACCCCGUCUGCCACUGCCACCCCCACAACUACAUCAUCCACAGGAGCUGCCCCAGCUGCCCCAGAAUGCGAAUUCAGUCAAAUUGAUAUGCCUGCCCUUUCCUCCACCAUGAAGGAAGGAAAGGUUGUUUCCUGGUUGAAGAGUGAGGGUGAUGCCAUCUCGGCUGGAGAGGCCAUCAUGGUUGUCGAAUCUGACAAGGCUGACAUGGAUGUUGAGGCCUUUGAAGAUGGCUUCCUUGCUGCCAUCAUCACUGGCGAGGGUGAAACCGGAAAUGUUGGAGCACCUGUUGCUUUGAUUGCUGCCGAGGAGAGUGAUAUCCCUGCUCUCCAGGCAUAUGCUGCCAAUCUCUCUGGUGCCCCAGCACCCGCCGCCCCUGCUGCUGCCGCCGCUGCUCCAGCUGCUGCUGCACCCAAGCCAGCGGCUGCCGCCGCCGCCGCUGUUUCCUCGGGAGACCGUGUCACUGCCUCUCCUUUGGCCAAGAAGAAGGCCGAAGAGCUCGGAAUUGACAUUGGCAGUGUUGCAGGAACCGGUCCUAAUGGACGUAUCACUGCCUCUGAUGUUGAGGCUGCCGCAUCUGGCUCUGCCCCUGCUGCUGCCAAGAAGGCUGCUGCCCCUGCCAAGCCUGUCUGGACUCCUGCUGCUGGUGUCAUUGCUGCCACCCCAACUGCUCGUGCUCUUGCCAAGAAGGCCAAGCUCGAUCUCGCCUCCAUUGUUGGAACUGGUCAAUUGGGCCGUGUCACUGCUGACGAUGUCAAGAUUGCCACUGGCGAGAAGAAGGUCGAACGCAAGCGUGCUUCUCCAGGUGAGGAAGUUAUUGAGUUGCCCGCUGGCUUUGUUCCCUUCACUGGUAUGCAAAAGGCUGUCAGCAACAACAUGGAAGCCACUCUUCCUGUUCCAGUCUUCCGUACUAGCCGAGAAAUUGUCAUGGAUGGAUUCGAUGGUCUUUACCAGAAACUGAAGAAGGAUGGUGUCACUGUGUCUGCUCUGCUUGCCAAGGCCGUUGCGUUGGCCAUCGAAAAGCACCCCAUUAUCAACAGCUCUUACUCCAGCAAGGAGGGAGGCGGUAUUGAGUACAACAGCGACAUCAACAUCGCUAUGGCUGUUUCCAUCGACGGGGGUUUGAUCACACCAACCCUUAAGUACGCCAACGAACGCAGUCUUCUUGAAUUGGGAGAGAACUGGAAGGAACUUGUUGGAAAGGCCAGGACUGGAUCACUCUCGCCCGAUGAAUACCAAUCUGGAACCUUCACCAUCUCCAACAUGGGUAUGUUUGGAGUUACAGAAUUCGGUGCCAUCUUGCCACCCGGCCAAGGAGGCAUCCUCGCUAUCGGUGCAACUCAAGAGCACAUUGUGCCAUGCAACCAAGCCGUUUUGGGAAUGAAGAAGAUCAAGAAGAUGACAAUCACUCUCACAGCUGAUCACCGUCAAAUCUACGGAGCUGACUCUGCCAUGUUCUUGAAGACUCUGGCGGACAUCAUGGAAAACAAGCUUGACCUUCUCUCCAAAUAA